This is a messenger RNA of Prorocentrum cordatum, 3240 nucleotides long. The record is from the annotation of a GenBank genome assembly. NCBI's taxonomy places the organism in Eukaryota, Dinophyceae, Prorocentrales, Prorocentraceae.
CCCAACCACCCGACGAGCUUUCUUCGCCGCGGCCAUCUUGGCUCAAGGUUCCGGGGGGCAGGCGUCGUUAGCGGCCCUCACCCGGGCCGCCCUCGCCUUGACUCCGGGGCCCGCCAUGGCGGAGCCGGCCGGCCUCCCGCUGGCUCCCACCACCGUCGGCUCCCAGUCGCAGGCGCAGGAGUUCGACGACGAAGACGACGUCGGGGAUUUCUCCAAGUACGACGAGAGCAUGGUGCGGCAUCGUUCCGAAGCCAGUUGGCGUUCCGAAACCAAGUCUUCGUUCAGCUCGACGGCAACGCUGGGCUCCGCGAGCGCGUUUCUCAGCAAGAUUCGUCGAAGUGAAUCGAUGGAACAGCGCUUUGAAAGUGACACCCACCUGAGGGUGCUAGACGCGGAACUCCUGCGUGGCAUCAGUGCGCACCACAUUUUGCGCAGGUCUCACGUGCUGGCCUCCAAUGCCGACGGCGGUCAUGCUUUUGCACUCUCGAAGCCUGUGGACUGGUUGAACAUCUUCAUCUCCCACACAUGGUUGGGCGUGGGAUGGGUGAAGAGGCUCGGCAUUGCAUACUGUCUGAACGUGCGGCGCGCGGUGGUGGUGGCCGUCGUCACGGACUGUCUAGUGCAUGCGUUGGAUUGGGGUGGUAUCUCCAUCAUUCCUGCGCCGUUCAUGCGGGACUGCGUAAUCUUUGACGGCGCAGAGGUGCUGAGCGUGAGAUUGCAAAUGGAAUGUGUAUUGUCGUCCUUGGUGUUCGGGGCACGUUGGCGGAUUGUUCUUUUGUGGGGACAGGAGUUGCCGAUCAAUCGAACAGUUUGUUUCCUGGACAAGUGCUGCAUUCACCAGACGGACCCACUCCUGAAACUUACUGGAAUAAGGCAGCUCGGAGCGGUUCUGCGGUAUUCUGAGUACAUGAUGAUACUUUUGCAGCCGCAGUACUUCCGAAGAGCAUGGUGCGUGUACGAGUUGGCAGCGUUCUUAUACAUGAACAACGGCAAUCACCAUCGGGUGUGGCUACAACCCCUGAAAUUGACGCUGCUCACUGUGGCAGUGUUUGGCAUCAGUUGCUCGGCAGCCGUGGCCGCAAUACUGCUCUUGCCAUGGACUGUCUUCAGCCCAUGGCAUGUCAAGCUGGCUGCGCAAACCGUGCCCGGGUACUUACAGUAUGCGUAUUUGGUCGGAGUGCUGUUUCUAUUUCAUUUUUGCGUUUAUAUCUUCCCAUCGAGAUUGUUCUGGAGAAGCUGCAAAGGGCACAUGCAUGACCGGCAGAGAAUUCUUCAGCAAGUCAGAACGUUUUCGCUGAGUCAAGCUAGUUGUUUCGAUGACGGUGACCUGGAGUUCAUACAGAGCCAGAUCGGGCUGUGGUUCGCCGACGUGGCCACAUUUGAGAAAUACGUGCGGCACGAUGUCGCCGCGCGUGUCAAGCGACUGCUGCGUGAGCAGGGGCCGAUGCCUUACCGAAUGGUGAUUGGAAGCUCCAUGUGCCACCUGUUUUUCAGCACGUCCUUGGCCUUCUCGGCCUGGCGGGGUGGCGACAUGAACAUGCUCUGGCGCUCGUUCUGCGCGGGCUUCGGGACAACCCUCUGUGGUGUUCCCAUCGCCGUCAACCUGGUCUUGAGGCUGGUGGAUGCCGGGCUGGCACACCACACUGCCGGGCAGUCCUUCUUCCACCGCGGGUUCCUUGGCCCGCUCGUGACGGCGACCGUGCUCGCCGCGUGCACCUCCGUCCCCAUGGGCAUGCUGACGCCGGCGUGCCCCCUGUGGCUCUGCGCCGCCCUGUGCCUCCUGGGGGCCGCCUGCGUGUGCCGCCUCUUCCACCUGCGGCCGAGCUGCCGCGCGGCGGCCCCGCGCAGGCCGGGCGGCCUCUGCCGGCCGCGCGGCCCGAGCGCGCGCGGCGCGGCGGCCCUGGCAGAGAGGCCGAGCCCCGCUGGCGGCCCGAGCUGCAGCCCCGCGACGGAGGAGGAGGCGCCGGACGCCGUGCCCGAGCGCGCCGCGUCCGAGCGGCGGCUAUCCGCCGCGUCGGAGUCCAGCGCGGAGGUGCUGUGCAUCUGAGGGGGCUGCCCCGACGGCCUGCAGGCAGCGUGCGACCUGCCGGCUUCGGUCGGUCCACUCGGCCCGAGCGUGUCACCUGUUGGCUCACGCUGGGCAAGCAGGCCCAAGCGUGUUAAUUACCUGUACGACCACCCGUCGGGUGCUAAGGAGGAGGAGGUUCCUUCCAAUUCAGGGACAACUCGCAGUCUACGGUGGACUUCGAGAAUCCGAACAUCUGCACGUUUCGUGUUUUUGGCUAAUAGCGGCAGAAUAUGUUGCUCCGCCGCUUUGGCCGCCCAGUCCUUACGGUACCGUGCGAUGGCCGUUGUUUCAAGGCAUCGAGUUCGACUUGCUCCACAGGUACCGCCCACCAUGCGACAUGGCAGUUGUUAUCCAGGAGGCAGGGGAAGCGGACGACCUCUGCCAGAAAAAUCGCCGCGGCCUGGCCUUCAGAUCCGCCCCCGCCCAGGGCGGCCGACUGCAGCUCUGGAACCCGUGUGCCCUAGCCGCCAGCAUCUGCCGCCCGAGGGACGGGCUUGCUUCUCGUCCGCUCUUGCUCAGCCACCCCUCCGCUUCCUCGACUCCCCCACCGCCCUCCUUCCCACCCUUCGUGCAAAAGGUUUCUGCCAUCACGCCGUCGCCCCGUAUACCGCUGACGCCUGCGCGCGAGGCAGCUGCCAUUCGCCAUGGUUGCCUUUCGCGCGUCCCUGCGGGAGGACGGGAAGGAGGGACCACCGACGGAGUCGCACGUGCUGGAGUGAGAAGGAGCAGCACUGCAUUUCCGAUUUGAAUUCUGACGCUUCGCGCCUGUGCUUCCAGGGCGAGGCGCUUCUUCUUUGAAUGCAGGAUGCGGCUGCGUUCUUCCUUGCCAACGCAAGAGAGAUGUGCAAUCCUCCGUGGACUUCGAGAUUCCGAGCAUCCGCACGCCUCGUGUUUAGGGCGCCAUCUUCCACCAGGAGCGAUGGACCGACCGUACAAGGUCAGGACCGACGCGUCCUGGCCGCGCGCCCCUUCGGGCGUGAGAGUUUUCGAUCGCCGAUCGCUAAAGGUCGCGGCGACCUCGACGGCGCGGCAUGCUCGUACACGGACUGCACGCCCACGGGCCUGAGGCGUGCGCAUCUCCCCUGCCGGGGUGCAAGCACUCGUGGCCCCAGCAAGUCUGCGCGCGCGCGCCCCUGCCCUCCCCCCAAGAAAGAAGUUUCCCCUCCCUCCCC